AUGGUGCCGAUAAAUUCCCUCGCCGCGGUUGCAGCCGCGGGCGCAGCUCUGUUCUCGACAGUUGCAGCUCAGUGCGCGAGCCUCACUCCCGUCGCCCAGCCCCAGAUAGCCCCGGGGUACUCCGCGAAGCUCAUCCUGAACCAGCUGCAAAAACCCCGCAGUCUACAAUUUGACACACUCGGUAACCUGCUCAUCGCCGAGCAAGGGGGCACGGGUAUCAAGUAUGUCAAGCUCACAGACAAUGGAGGGACGAACGUUUGCGUGGCUUCUCAGAAACAGCUCAUCGCCAAUGCAAACCUCGCUCACGGAUUGGCUCUGUCCGCCAAUGGCAAAACCAUUUAUGCGGCGACGGCUUCCGAAGUAUACGCAUACCCUUACGACGCUGCUGCUGGCACUGUUGGGCAGGCAAAGCUCAUCAUCAAUGGCAUGACGCAAACUGGCCACCAGACCCGCACUUUGCUGAUUCCCAAGGACAAGCCGAAUGUCCUGCUCGUUUCCCGCGGCUCCGCUCCGAACCUUGACCUUCCGACUGCUGAGGCUUCGUCCGGCCGCAGUCAAAUUCGUGCCUUUGAUCUGACAAAACUGACGGGCAGCCCCGUGGACUACACCUCGGGAGAGCUCUUUGGAUGGGGACUGCGAAACACCGUCGGUGUUGGAGAGAAUCCCUUAGAUGGCGGUAUUUGGUCGGUCGAGAACUCUCUCGAUAACAUGGCGCGCAACGGCGUGGACAUUCACAAUGACAACCCUGGCGAGGAACUGAACUACCAUGGCAGCUAUAGAGCGGCGUCGAACCCCCACAAGGGUGCCAAUUAUGGCUAUCCCAACUGCUUUGCCGUCUGGGAGACGAGUACUGUCACGGGUGUACCUAAUGUGAAAGUGGGAAGCCAGGUCAUUCAGGGAAAUGCGUCUGGCAACGUCACAGACCAAUACUGCCAGACUGUUCCUGUCCCACCGCGGCUCACUUUUCAGGCUCACAUGGCGCCCCUGGACAUUAAGUUUUCCCCCAAUGGAUCAUCCGCAUACAUUUCCUUCCAUGGCAGCUGGAACCGCUCUCCCGGCGACGGCUAUCGCCUUAGCAGGGUCGACUUCGGUGCCAAUGGACAGCCUAUUGCCGCGUCGACCAGCAAGACAGCCGAGGUCAGGGUUGCAUGGAACGUCAACAACGCUGUUUGCCCUGGAAGCUGCUUCCGACCUGUUGGUCUUGCGUGGGACAAGAAAGGCAGAUUGUUCAUGCUUAGCGACUCUACCGGCGAGCUUUUUGUUCUUACGGUGCCUGCUUAG
Molecule: messenger RNA, 1281 nt
Organism: Colletotrichum orchidophilum
Lineage: Eukaryota; Fungi; Ascomycota; Sordariomycetes; Glomerellales; Glomerellaceae
Exons: 4
Coding region: 1-1281 (426 amino acids)
Source: RefSeq, a predicted model, not a curated record